This is a messenger RNA of Coprinopsis cinerea okayama7#130, 588 nucleotides long. RefSeq lists its product as hypothetical. Gene Ontology annotation, molecular function: transcription corepressor activity. Gene Ontology annotation, biological process: regulation of DNA-templated transcription. The transcript has 3 exons. The record is from RefSeq and is a predicted model, not a curated record. NCBI's taxonomy places the organism in Eukaryota, Fungi, Basidiomycota, Agaricomycetes, Agaricales, Psathyrellaceae. Bases 1 to 588 code for a protein of 195 amino acids.
AUGUCGUCUCCACAAGAGCACACCCCAGACCAGAAGAAUGUAGCAUUGAGUUAUCUAGCUGCAGUUGAGGAGCAAUUUAACUGUGCGCCAGAGCACUACCAUCGGUUUCUGGAGUACAUGACCCAGUACAACAGGAAGGAGAUUACAGCGUCGAGUUUAGUCACGGAGGUCUCUGCUAUCCUUUACAAGUUCGAGCACCUUGUCGAUGGCUUCAACGCUUUCCUUCCUGAUGGCUGGACAAUGAAAACAUCCCCUGACGAGAAGGCCCCGAACGCUUGGGUUGUCAACAUAAACACACCAGAAGGCGAAUUCAUCAGGCGGUAUUCGGAGGUCGUUCUGGGAGAGGAGGAAGAGGAACAAGAAGAAUCUUCGACGAAGGAAGAGUUCAAACAAAUGAUCCAGCUAGUCAACGACAUACAAACGAGAUAUACGGAUGAUCCUGCUAUCUACAGAGAGUUUCUGAAGGCAAUAGAUCCGAAUAGCAACAGUGGGAGUCGCGAGGAAAUCUUUGCGGUUGUGAAGAAUCUGUUACACGAAUCUCCUGAUCUUGUUGGGCGGUUUCAGACUCUUGUUGUUGGUGGUGAUUAG